Molecule: messenger RNA, 925 nt
Organism: Aspergillus heteromorphus CBS 117.55
Lineage: Eukaryota; Fungi; Ascomycota; Eurotiomycetes; Eurotiales; Aspergillaceae
Exons: 2
Coding region: 109-753 (214 amino acids)
Source: RefSeq, a predicted model, not a curated record
CCCGUAUUGCUCUCUGUGUGAUGCCCCCAACCAUCUCCGGUGGCUCCCCGCGCGAGUGAUUAUGUCUGGCUCGGUAUAAACAGCGGAAGUAAAGGCGUCAUCGUGAAUAUGCCGCCCUCCACUGCUGUUCCAUCCUUAUCGAAUGACACCGCAUCAACAUCGGCUUCUUCUUUAUCCGGCAUGUCUGUAGACACGAGAUGGGCCUCCGGAUUGGCGAGUCAUGAGGUGCUGGAAGACGAUGGAAUGGGGGCGCUCAUCGUCCCUGCCCACGCCCGUCGCGACCCUCAUACCACCUACCUCUGCCUCUUCCAUAUCCUUGACUGCCACAUCGCCUUCGACAAUCCCGAGGACUGGCGAAUCCACGUCCUGAGCCACUUCCGCACACACCAGCCGCCCAAGACUGCGCGCUGUCCCCUCUGUCCCGGGGAACGGUUCAAUGACACCUCCCAGACCAGCGCCUGGGAUGCCAUGCUCGAUCACGUAGACGUGGUCCAUUACCAGCAAGGCGAAAAUCUCGCCGGCAGUCGACCCGAUUUUGAGCUGAUGCAAUACCUGUAUGGCUUGAGGAUCAUCAGCGUGGACCAGUUCAAGGUCAUGCAGCUCCCGCCCCCGCCGUCGAGCCCCGCGUAUCAUCAGUCGCAGGAACCAGUGCGCGCCAAUAUUGGUUCGUCCGAUGAGCCGUAUUGCGCUCCGUAUAGCCGGCGGCGGGAGGAAAGAAUGCGUGGCCAGCGUCGAGGGGUUAGCGUCGCUUGAUCUUCUUGAAUGUUUUCUGGUGCGUGAGUGCGGUAUCCGCUUCAUCGAUAUUCAGAUUGAUAUGACGGGGGGAGGGUUUCAUCCUUUGUCUGUUUGGGGGGAUUCCCUUUUAUCCUCAUGUGUAUUAUCAGCGAUACUUAAAAAGUCAAGGAAGUAGGUUUCGUCAGGAUAU